Molecule: messenger RNA, 3493 nt
Organism: Cherax quadricarinatus
Lineage: Eukaryota; Metazoa; Arthropoda; Malacostraca; Decapoda; Parastacidae
Source: RefSeq, a predicted model, not a curated record
UAACUCCUCAGUGUCUGGUCGGGACGGGAAGUGGGAGGGUGUUGGCACUCGUGUCUCUCAGCCCCCAUUUAUUGUGUCUAUUGAGAUAACUCUCACCUGCCCUCCUUUUGGAAUAUAUGCACAUGGGAGGGGAAGAUAUUACAAACUAACAGUGUACGGGAAUGCGAUAUCGAACUGGGAGGAGUGAUUGCAGCGCCUGGAUUAAAAAAAAAUAUUGCACCUGCAAUGUCUUCAACAUGAUCCCUUCGCUUCACUAUGACGUCUUCCUUCUAGAUAAUCUCAUCAGCAGAUAAUGAAAUUAUAGACAACUCAUAAAAUAACAGACAUGAUGUCUCGACACAAGAUAUGGGCGGUGGUGUGGGCGGCGGUGUGGGCGUGGGCGGCCGCCCAGUACAUAGGGGAGGAAAAACUCUCUAACAUACAACAGACGGCAGUGAUCGGCGGUGCAUCGCGAGACCUGGACCAGAUCGGUCCCAAGAUUUACACAGACAAGACCAACACCACACUCAACUGUGCCUCGGGGUACAUGCUGGUGGACGUGGAGUUUAAAGAACCCUUCUACGGAAUCAUCUAUCCUAAUGGCUCCCGCAACUCUGCGUGCCGCAUCCAGGGCCAGGGCAAGACCAAGUACCACCUCGAACUACCACUCAAAGGCUGCGGCACUAACAGGGUGGAGCGUCGUGUGUUCGUCAACAAUAUCAUCGUGAGGUUCCACCCGGGCCUGGAACUAGAAGGCGACGAGAUCAAGACUAUUAUAUGUAGAUACCCGAGUCCCAAGGUCAUCCCUCCUCCUGGUCCUCCCGUCCCUAUCAUAGCGCCUCCUGCUCCCAUAGGAGUGCCGGCGCCAGUGAGUGAAGUGGAGAUCUUGCUUAUCAUCUGCGCCAUCGUGUUCCUGGCGCUGCUGCUAGUGGGGAUGGCCUGCUCCUACACAUGCCUCAAGAAGCGCAACAUCAAACUGGUGCGUCGACGACCCAUGUCCCUGGCGCCGUCAGACAUUACCAAGAUGUCUGGGUCUUCGCUUAUGUUCGAUGGCGUCAAGAUCCCGCGAGCCCACGCUACCUCCACCUCCGACUCCGACACCGCGCUUGUCUCGCAGUCGGACACCAUUCCCUCCGACUACCCGUCUGAUCCACCUUCCAGUGGGUCGGAAGUGGAGGAGCUGGAUAUGCGGUCAGUGGAACGCAGGUCUUCGAUGAUCUCAGCUCACAUGCAAAUGCAAGAGGAGAGGCUUCAUUCCUUCCAGAACCAUGCGUUUAUCAUGGACGAAGACAAACUGUCUUCCGUGUACUCAGACGCCAUGAUGCAGAGUGACGCAGAACUGGUGACAGCAGCACAGGUGAGCCGUCCCCCGCAGCCCACCUUCAUGGUAAGGGUCAAGCGUGCCCCGACGCCUCCCAAGACGCCUGAGCCAGACUACCCACUUCAGCUGGCUCAGUCACAGUCCCUCACCACUAUCCUGGAGAAUGACGAGAGCUUCCGAGCAGAGAGUCUGCCGGGGUCCGAGCACGCCCUGCUCGUGUCUGAACCCGGGGACCUAAUCCCACCACCUGUGAUCGUGCCGCCGCCAUCGUACGCCCAAAUCCACCGUAACACGCUGGAACGCUUUGUAGGCGUGCCGCCUCCACCCUCCGAAUUUAGCUCGGUGGCACGAUCAGUGUCAGAACACGACCUCCAACUGGACGUACGCGAGAACAUCCGACGAGAUCUCCGACACAUCGAAAACAUCGAGAAUAUAACGACAGAAACUACAGACAUCCAAGAGACGGUGGAACGCCACGGGCGCCGCUACAUGAUCCGUCCUCCUCCUCCCUCAGAGCCAGACUCAGAGUACCCAUCAGAGGCGCGCAGCGUCACCGACGUGGUGGAGGAGCUGUCAGUGGUGCCCAGGAAACCAGAGAUCACCAGCCAUGUCGUGGACGACCGUCACGUCUCCACCAUCACGGAGACACGCACCACGGAGGACAUAGAACGACAUAGACGCUUCAUCAAACAAUACCACGUGAAGCCCAAGGCGCUGCCUCCACCCAAGUGGAACGUUGCCAUCCGUCACUAUCCUGGACCCAAAUAUGCCGACGAGGUCGAGUCAUCCGGACCUGAAUGGGAAGGUUACAGUGAGCCUGGCUCAGACGUCUUCCGCCAGCACAUGUUCCAUGCUGAUGAAGAUGAUCUGACUCAGCUGGAGGUGGAGGCACUGGAACAUCCGCAUCCACCUAACUGGAAUGUUCUCCUGCGUGUGCUGGAGCCUCCACCCACGGAGAAGGCCAUCCAGUACGUUCUGACGAAGGAGGACAGAGAGAAGUGGCGUCAAAUCAUCUCCACCGAGUCUACCUUGCGUACAAUGCUCACUUAUGCUACUGUGAAGGAAGAUUACGAGCGUAUUCGUCACGACCAAGAAACGUUUUCCAUUGACAUCAGGUACGAAAAGCUGUUUGAGCCUCGCAAGGGGGACGUGAUCAUCAGGAUCCUCUCCCCACCGUACACCCAUGACCGUGUAGACUCCUCCUCAGAGGCUCCGUCUGAAGCCGACACUGAGAGUCUGCCCUAGGACGGCCGAAGGUACCGUAAACACGAGAGCGUCCCGUCCGGGCGACGACCGUCACUGCCUCCACUGUACGAGUAUGACUCUGAGGGCAACCCUGUCAUCCUCCGUCGCCCUGGACCACCCUCUGCUCGCUCCCGACGGUCCUCGAAGUCGAGCAUACACUCUGGGAUAGACGUGCGAUCCAUGACAGAGACGGAGGUGAACUUCACCCGGGCCGACACCUGGAGUGAGGCUAGUGGACCCAGCAUGGCCAGUGGGGCUCGCUCCAUAGCCGACCGCUCACAGCCCGAAAUCACCUAUAAUGUGCCGGUGCUGCCCGACGAUGAGUACCCGGACACUGACUUCGAUGAUCGCAUGUCGGCGAGGACCGGAAGGUCUCUGGCACGAUCUGCCUCAGAGUUCACAGAAGACUGGAGGCAUCACGAGCCACUGGACAGGUACUCCCACGUAUCUGGUUCAUCCAUUGACAGCAAACGUCGUCAGUUAGAGCGCUCCACCACAGAGUACUUCGAAGAGCCACCACACUUGAGCGACGUUAUGACCUCCCCUGACCACUCUCCAGACGCCUCCCCGCGCCCCAUAGCUAGGUUCCAACGCCAGUACCAUUCCUACGACUUCGACAACGAUCAGUUCGACCCGCACUACCUUGAGGACGAAGACGUGGUGGAUGGAGAGUUCGUGGUACGGACCACGCGCCGCACCCAUCAGCAGGAGCAUCGCUCUGAUCGCUCAACACAUUCCGGCCGCGAGGAGAUGUACUCCGUGGCAGAGACAGAAGUCUCUGGCUGGGCCCUCGUAAACACUAAGUGUCCGAGUCCGCGGCUUCAUAACUCAGUGCCUCAGUGGAUGGCACUCAAACGCCAAGUCCAAGUUUUACUUCACUGCCGGGAACACGCACAAUAUAGACAUUGGUACAGAAUCCCAUGGAUACACUGAACACGGGCUUACUAA